Manis pentadactyla (Chinese pangolin) is the source of this 5780-nucleotide messenger RNA. It is a transcript of the gene TGOLN2, whose product is annotated as trans-golgi network protein 2. NCBI's taxonomy places the organism in Eukaryota, Metazoa, Chordata, Mammalia, Pholidota, Manidae. Gene Ontology annotation, cellular component: trans-Golgi network; trans-Golgi network transport vesicle; endosome. The transcript has 4 exons. Bases 102 to 1418 code for a protein of 438 amino acids. The record is from RefSeq and is a predicted model, not a curated record.
GAGCUGCGCGAAGCGCGCGCAGGAAAGGGCGGGGCUGUGCGCCCGGAGCCAGCGCGCGGGUAUCGCGAGAGCGGUAGAGGCGGAAGCGCGAUCUGUGCAGGAUGCGGUUCCUGGUUGUGUUGGUCCUGCUGAGCUUCGCAGCGGCGGGAGCCGGGCCGCUCACUUCGUCAGCCACGGAAAAACUGCUCUUCAAUCCUGAGAAAGGUCAGACUUCUACAGGAAGAGACUCCAGCCAGCUCCCCUCCAAUCAGCUGUCUAAGAAGGAAAGUCCCCACAGACAUAAUCUGAAACAGCGGUUUGCGGGAGAUGGCAAGUCGGAUCCACAGAAGCAGUCCGCAGAAGAUGCCCCUGUCAAGUUGGGUCCUCAGAAGCAAUCCACGGUAGAGGACGCUGACAAGUCGGAUCCACAGAAGCAGUCCACGAAAGAGGACACAGGCAAUUUGGAUCCACAGAAGCAGUCCAUGAAAGAGGACGCUGGUAAGUCAGAACCACAGGAGCCAUCCACGAAAGAGAAUGCCAGCAAGUCAGUUCCACAAGCACAGUCCACAAAAGAGGACACAGGCAAUUCGGAUCCACAGGAGCCAUCCAUGAAAGAGGAUGGUGACAAGUCGGAGCCACAGAAACCAUCCACAGCAGGUUACUCUGGCAAGUCUGAUCUGCAGAAGCAGUCAAGGAAGGAGGACUCUGGCAAGUCAGGUCCACAGAAGCAGUCCACAAAAGAGGAUGCUGGCAAGCUGGAUCCGAAGAAGCAGUCCACAGGAGAUGCCUCUGCCAAGUCAGACCUGCAGAAGCAGACCACAAAACAGAACACUGGCAAGUCAGAUCCACAGAAGCAGCCCAUGGAAGGUGCCUCUGGCAAGGUGGAUUCACAGAAGCAGUCCACAAAAGAGGACGCUGGCAAGCCAGUUACCAGCCCUUCCUCAGAUAACAAGGAGCCCACCAAGCAAGAAGGUGAGACCUCUCAGCAGUCUUCCAGAACUAAAUCUGGGGAGAGAGUGUUAGUGGACUCUGACUCCACUUCUCCUCAGCAGGAGGGAGAACAUAAGUCUUCAAAGCCUACUGAAGAUGUGGAGCUCAAGGAGGUUGAGGAAGGUGAUACAGAGCCUGAAGAGGAUUUGCCACCCAAAGAAGAGAAAGAGGUGCCUGGGCCUGCCUCCAGUGAGGACCAUGAAGGGACACUUCUGGAUUCCAUGAAUAGGGAGAAGGAUGACCUUUAUAAGGACAGUCUUGGAAGUGCCAGUGCAGAGAGCAGCCACUUCUUCGCAUACCUGGUGACAGCAGCCAUUCUUGUUGCUGUCCUCUACAUUGCCUAUCACAACAAGCGUAAGAUUAUUGCUUUUGUCCUAGAAGGGAAAAGAUCCAAAGUCACUCGGCGGCCAAAAGCCAGUGACUACCAGCGUCUGGACCAGAAGAUUUGAUUUUUCUGUUCUUGAGAACCUUGUCCUCCCUGCUGAUUUGUUUCUAAAUCAAGAAAAAUGAAGAGAAAAGUACUGUGACCUAAGGGACACCCUGUCCUCUCGGAUUUGGUGGCAAGUCCGGGCUGGCAGAGGCAGGGGGCUGCUUUGGUUUGUGCACCUGCACUUUGGUGCCCUUGUACUCCUGUGUUGCUGAUGCCUGUGCUGGUGUCUUCCGUCCUUUCCCUCCUGAGUGUGAGUAGAGGGGGCUGCGGGAACUCAGCCGUGACCAAAGGAAGAUCUCAGCCGUACGCAGGCCACUGCUGCUGACUGCUGCUCUCGGGCCUUGGCUCUGUAGAAGUUACCCCUUGAAAAUAACAUUGCACUUGCCACUAUUUAUCGUCACAGACCUAGCAGAAAAUUCUGCAAGUUGAGAUGCUUUUGUCCCAAGGCCUCUUACUUUGAGGGGCAUGUGCCCUACGAAAGGUGUAGAUGGUGAAUGCUGAUGGGCGAAGGGCUACUUUGAACACGUAAUUCUCUUCAGAGGCUUCAGCAGCAAGCCAAAUGGCAGCUUAGAGAAAGUGUUUUAUUGCCUGUGAAUUCCAGCUGUCUGGCAUAAAUUCUGAACAGUUUUCUGACAUUUUCAUAUUAAGACGGAGUAAAUUAACUUCCAUUUGGUUGUAUGGCGCAUAACAUCGAAGUUGGAGAUUCUGGGAGAAAUGCUGUAAAGCCACUGUUCCCACUGCAAAUUUCUAAAAAUACAGUUAUGAUUGUUGAAACAUUGUGUUCUUCCAUACUCACAUCAUGACAGGAACUUUCUGGAAAAGGGUAAGCUCAUGCUUUGUGCAAGAAAAAUGUAGGAGGGUUUUGGUUUUGGUCUGCACUUUUUUUCAAGGGGUUUUCAUGAGUCAGAUUUCCCACAAACUCGCCUUAGCCUUUGUUGCCUAACCUAGACAAAAUAGACUUGUAUUUAGUACUGUCCCUUUUACCUUUAUCUAGUUAAUGGUCCUCUACUCUGAUAUAAAACGCCAAGAGCAAUUAGUAAAAAUUCUUCCAUCCCAUGUGAGGGGUUAUUAAAAUUUAAGAAGUGCAGAGGGUUUCCCUAGGGUAACAACGAGUAGUGUCUUGGUUCUCGUUGGUUAACAUUUUAUUAAAGCUGUUGCUGGCAUGCUACCCUGUUACAGAGAGCCUAAGGGGAGUUGUCUCUGCAAAGCAAGCAUGGGAAUAGAACAGCUGAUCUCAGGGAAAUACAAAGAAUGGGAAGUGAGGGAAGAUGAUGGAUUCUGUGCUAUUGAAUGACUAGGUCUGAAGGAGGGACAUCCUGCUUGUCCUGUUACCUUCCACCUUGCUCACAACAGCCCAUGGCACUGAGUUGAGAUUUUCAUUCUUUGCGGGUAAGCUAUUUGUGGAGAUAAGGAAUGAAUGAUGGAUGAAUGCUCUUUGGGGCAUCAUUCUUCUUGGGCACCACUCUUCUAAUACUGUCCUCUGCAUCCUCUUCUCAGCAGCUUCCCUAAUACUCAGACCAACGCUGUUCUGUUCCCUGUGCUGGUUCCCUGCCUCCCUACCUUCCCUCCUCCUCCCCAGUGUCUUCUGUUCCUGUCUGCAGAAACACCUUUCCUUCUGCCCAACCGUCCUCUUUGUUAUUCACUCUGCUGUUCAGCUUCCCCAGUGCGUGUUGCUUCCAUUACCUUGCCAUUCAUUAUCCUCAUAACCUUUACAAACUCACUUUGGUCUCUGCCUUUCUACUAAGAAUGGUUUUCUGAGGUUCACAUCACCAAAUCUAGUGGCUUGUUCUCAAAGCUUAGCCUUGUCCUUGAUAGAAUUGGAUACUGUUGACCCCUGAAAUUAAAAUCUUGGUUUCUCUGACAAACUGCUGGCUGCUGAGAGCUCCUGUACCUUACUCUGUGCUGGUGGGGAAAGGGCCCACAGAGGCAGGUCUCUGUUCCUUUGUCUUCUCAGAAAUUCAUUCCUCAUCCUCCAAGUGACUCCUAAGCCUUCCCUUGGCCUGGCCCCCUGAGAGACCAGUCCUGCUGUGUGCUGAGCAUUUCACUUGGUUGUCCUGUUGUUAUUAAAACUGACUUUCUCUCUUCUACCCCUUACACUGCCCCUCAAAACUGCCCGGUUUCUUUAAUCAUCUCAGCUGUAAACUGCAAACUACAAACCUUUACCAUUUUUAUCUGUCCUAUCCAUUUUUAAACUAUCUCCAACUACAGUCUUUCCAUUUUCCUUGCUUCUUUGUCCCACACUCACACUCAUGUCACUUCUCUCCUGGAUGUUUUCUCAGAGGCACCUUAAUUGGUUCUUCUGCCUGUCUUGCACGUCUUGAGACCAGAUUGAUUCCAAAGUACUUCCCUUAUCUGAAGCUUCUGUCUGUACCUCUCACGGCUUAGCGAAUCUAGUUUAUAGAUGCUCUCACUCAGGACCCUGCAGGUGGCACUUUCUUCCUGUCCUUCUCUGCAUCCUGGCCAUGUCAAAGGCCCCUCCUGCCAGGUGUCCAUCCAGGCCUCUGUGCCUUUUUGUUUGUGCUGUGGCCUCCAUUCCGGGGCUUCCCUUGGUGGUUUUUUGAUUAGGGUGCUCUCCUUUCUCUUCUUCCCCUUGCCUUCCCAAAAUCUGUUUGUUCAGGGCCCAGCUCAGGUUUUCCCAUCUACCUUCCUGACCCUGCCCCUCCCCAACUAAUGUGAUUGGCUCUUGCCAUUCUACUCUAAUAGCUCUUAAUAAUAUCAAUCAGAAAUUUUGGAACUUCCAACAAAGCGGGAUAGUGAGUAUCUGAUGUCUAGUAUUUUCAAGAACACUAAGCUACUAGAGAGAGGGCCCUUGGCACUGUCUGCACGUCUGCCCAGCACAGUGACAUUCCCUAGGCACUUUAGGAGCUCAGUUUCUGCUUACAAAGGAGAGACACUUUGUUUAGGACAUCUGGGUGUGACUUAACUGAGGCCUUAUAUAGCUCUUUGUGGCUACUGGUUGCUGUCCCUUAUUGAUGGAUUUUGCUUAGGAGGAGAGCAAAAAGAAAGGGUGUCGGAAACAAGAGGGUUGACAGCAAGUGGACACUAAGUAUUGUUGUGGAGACCACAUACCUCCACUUUUUGAGCCUCUGAGAAGUAUCACUUCUUGAGCUGAAAGCACAAUAGAAUUUGUUUCACCGUAUCAACUACACUGAAAGAUCUGUAAAGGAAAACUUGUUUACUGAGAGUUGUCUUUUUAAGAGAGACUAUUUGAAGCAUGCUUUCAUAGUGGUUAUGAGGAUGAGGGUGAGUCAGCUGAAGCAUUGCUUGAGCUGGUGCGGGCAGUGAAGCACAUAGCACCAUGAGAGGCACCCCUAUCCAGACAGCUGCGCACCUCUUUUCCCUUCUUUAAGGGGGCUUCCAGUAGGAGGAAUCUAAGCUUCAGUCAUGGAUGUUAACAGAGGAGCUUAUUUUCCUGCUAGGUUACUAAAUAGAAUUAUCCAGAGUGUACUUCUGUAUUUGAGGGAGUGGAAGGCCAGUCUAUCUAGAAAGGCUAAGACAACUCAGAAAGUCCUGACACUAGCAACAUAUCCUCUGACAUUUCUUUUCCCAUGAUGCCUUUGAAUGAAACACUUCAUGAUAGAAUUAUAAACCUUUAAAAUUCCCCUUUAAAUGGUGGUGAUUCUCGUUUUUUCCUUCCAUUUCAUGUCAUUUAAAUCCAAAAGAAGCCUGCCCCUUGUGUUUAUAGGGUAACCUGACAGGUGAUGCUGUGCAUGUGAGGAAAUCUAGCAUGCCUUGCAUGUGUUCUCAAUCAUCUGAACAGGGAGGACAGGACACUGCACCAGCCUGUAGUUCUGCCAGCCGGUUUCUGAAACUGUUGCUGGGAAGGUUACCUUUGGUAGUGCCUUGCUCAAGUUAAGAGUCCCAGGAAGAGAUUUUCAGGUUUAAGUAAGGUCCAGAGCCAAGACUGAAUCUCAAUUCAGUUAGUUCCACAAGUCACAUCUGAAUUUCCUAAAUAUCCCAUUUAGGAACUCCUCUGUCAAGGCGCUGGGGCUGAGCUGUGUAUUGUUCAAGCUGCCACACACACAACAAAGAUAGCCUCCUCACACACUGAUAGAUAACCUUUAAUUCAGAAAUCUACUGUGUUAAGUGAAUAAUUGAUGGUUGAAAUUGUUUCUUUUUUUUUAACCCAGUUAGUAGAGUGCCACUGUUUUGCAAUGUUUUAUAUUUUCAGCAUUUUGUAAUUUAACUAUAAUUACUGUUUUUUUUUAAAGCUUAUUUGGUCUGAUGAUAAGUACUUUUCAGUACAUAAUGUUUUACUAAGCUUUUAUGAAUGCCAUUUCAAUGUAGUUUUGUGUCACUGCACAGAAACCAAAAUAAAUUUCAAAUAUUAGUUAUCAAAUCAUUAAUUUAUUAAUAUUGCAUUAAAAUUGACUGAAAUAAG